AUGCCUCGCAUGUCAUGUGCUCAUAAAAUGAGUGCCAACAAGAGGCUUGAACGGGUCGACAGCUUGAUGGCGUUUUUGAAAACCGCUACAUAUCAACAUAUGUCGGCAAGGUUGCAUGAUAUCUGGGCGGCUCCGCAGUCAACUAUCACCGAAGCCCGACUUCUCCUAACGCUAGGUAUGAUAGAUAGAUAUGCAUUCAUUCCGACAGUACUACUGCAACAGAAGUAAUC
Messenger RNA from Strongylus vulgaris, 230 nucleotides. The record is from the annotation of a GenBank genome assembly. Lineage: Eukaryota; Metazoa; Nematoda; Chromadorea; Rhabditida; Strongylidae.